AUGUUAGAAGGAGCUAAAUUAAUAGGGGCCGGAGCUGCUACAAUUGCUUUAGCAGGAGCUGCUGUCGGUAUUGGAAACGUCUUCAGUUCUUUGAUCCAUUCAGUUGCCCGCAAUCCAUCAUUAGCUAAACAAUUAUUUGGUUAUGCCAUUUUGGGCUUUGCUCUGACCGAGGCAAUUGCCUUUCUGAUUGAUCUAUCAAGUCAAGAAGACGAGGCCCCAAGGGGUGUUGGGGGAAAGAAGAGCGGCCCCUUCGGGGCACCUAGUUGCUUUCUCCAAGUGAGUUUAGUAGCGGAGCGGGCAAUUAUAGCCUUUCUUGCAGAAUCCAAUCCAUCCCAACGAAAAAGACUAGCUUCGGGCUUAUCUAUCCACGCUAGAAAUGGAAGAUUUAGAGAUCGACGUUCCCACAUAAAGUCAUGCUUAGACGAACUUCUCGAUGCACAGUCGGGGCAGGCUUCUCUGAUUGGAACAAUCGCUCUAUUCCCUUUGCCUCUUAGGAGUCAGAGUUGCAGUGUUUGGCUUUUAUGGUUGGGAAGACUUCCCAAGAGGUCCUACGUAAAUGCCCGGCUGCUUCAACAAUUCUUUGAAAGCUCCACAACUAUGGCAGCCUUGACGCAUCGAGUUCACUCAUCCAUGCCCUUGGGUUACCCGACCGAUUGGCUUGAAGCUUUCAUCUCUUGUUGA
Messenger RNA from Striga asiatica, 681 nucleotides. Lineage: Eukaryota; Viridiplantae; Streptophyta; Magnoliopsida; Lamiales; Orobanchaceae. The record is from the annotation of a GenBank genome assembly.